Messenger RNA from Urocitellus parryii (Arctic ground squirrel), 412 nucleotides. It is a transcript of the gene Mln, whose product is annotated as motilin. The record is from RefSeq and is a predicted model, not a curated record. Gene Ontology annotation, cellular component: extracellular region. NCBI's taxonomy places the organism in Eukaryota, Metazoa, Chordata, Mammalia, Rodentia, Sciuridae. Gene Ontology annotation, molecular function: motilin receptor binding; hormone activity.
GAUGGUGUCCUACAAGGCCAUGGCUGCCCUGCUGGUGGUACACGCAGCCACCAUGCUGGCCUCCCAGACAGAAGCCUUUAUGCCCAUCUUCACCUACAGUGACCUCCAGAGGAUGCAGGAAAAGGAACGGAACAAAGGACAAAAGAAAUCCCUGAGCGUGUGGCAGAGGUCUGAGGAGGCAGGUCCCCGAGACCCCGAGGAGACCUCAGAGGAGGAAGAAAACAAAAUGAUCAAGCUGACUGCUCCUGUGGAAAUUGGAAUAAGGAUGAACUCCAAGCAGCUGGAAAAGUACCGGGCCGCCCUGGAAGGGCUGCUGAGUGAGGCACUGCCCGGUUACCAGCAACUAGACGCAGUGUCCACUCUGUAUUGCCAMCUCACCACCCGCCACGAGCAAGGGCUCAGCCACGGAUAA